Messenger RNA from Salvelinus fontinalis (brook trout), 7486 nucleotides. RefSeq names its product immunoglobulin superfamily containing leucine-rich repeat protein 2-like. Bases 302 to 2485 code for a protein of 727 amino acids. NCBI's taxonomy places the organism in Eukaryota, Metazoa, Chordata, Actinopteri, Salmoniformes, Salmonidae. Gene Ontology annotation, molecular function: protein binding. The transcript has 3 exons. The record is from RefSeq and is a predicted model, not a curated record.
CAGGACUGAUGAUGGUGAAGGAAUGGGAGAGACUGCUUGCGCGAUCACAAACUCUACCAUCGCUGUGACUAACGGCAGGAGCGCGCAGUGGACCGCUCGUCCUCUCAGUCAGUCGCGAGUGGAAACUGGCUCGGAUCGCACCGCAUCAUCCUACCGGGAAAAAUAUGUUUCCUGCACCGCCUACCGUUAUCAGCGUGGAGAAAAGUCACGUAAAAGGAUCUACUACAAAGGACGUUACUUGUUUUGACCACUAAUUUGUGUUAUAAAGAAGAUAUAAUCCAGAUACUGCCAAAUUAGGAAAAUGGCAAGGAUUGGAUAUUUUAAUUUCAGAGAGGUGGUGAACAUGGCGUCGUGGCGGCUGGUCUGUGUCCUGGCAGUGUGGACCUCUGUGUUGGGUCUGGCCCAGUGUUGUCCAGAGACCUGUAGCUGUCUGGAUAAAUACACCCACCAGUUCACUGACUGUGCCUACAAAGACCUGCUGUUAGUUCCCAUAGGCCUCCCCUCCAACGUCACCACGCUCUCUCUCUCUGCCAACAAGAUCAAACACCUGAAGGCCAAGAGCUUUAUUAACGUCACCCAGGUGACCUCCCUAUGGCUGGCCCACAAUGAGAUGGUGACCAUCGAGAGGGACUCUCUGGCCCCGCUGAAUCAGCUGCGAAACCUGGACCUCAGCUACAACAAGAUCAUCAGCUUCCCCUGGGAGGACCUGGCCAACCUCACCGCUCUUCAGCUGCUCAAGAUGAACAACAACGAGAUGAUCAACCUCCCUAAAGAUGCCUUCUCCACUCUCGAAGACCUGAGGUCCCUGAGGAUCAACAACAACAGGUUCACUACCAUCGUCCAGGGGACCUUCACCUCGCUAAGCUCCAUGUCUCACCUUCAGAUCUACAACAACCCUUUCACCUGCUCCUGCAGUCUGGAGUGGCUGAGAGACUGGAUCACGGAGUCUAAGAUCUCUGUCCCAGAGCAGGACUCUAUCGUCUGCGAGGCCCCAGAGCAUCUGCAAGGGGCCCUGGUGACCAAGAUGCCCAAACUGGACUGCAAGGCCCCGACGGUGUCCAUCACCUACCAGCCAAACCUGGACAACACUGAGCUAUACGAAGGGUUUAUGGUGAUUCUCAACUGUGAGACCAAGGGCAACCCCAAACCAGAGGUCAGCUGGGAGGUGGUGAACGCAGGGAACCAGAAGUUCACAUUCAGUUUGCCCUCUGUGGUCAGCGUGAAGAAUGACUCGCCCAUCAACGAUAAAAGCACCAACAGCCGGUUCCUGGUCUUCCAGAACGGCACCAUGAUCAUCCCCCGUAUGAGCAAGAAGGAGGAUGGGAACUACAGCUGCUCAGCUGUCAACGAUCUCGGUAAAGCAAACAGCACAGCGAAGGUAGUAGUGGCGGGCACCAAGAAACAAGCCAUUAACUCCAUGCUGGACACCACAGUAGAUAAGAUCCUCCGUCCGUCUGGUGGAAACAAGCCGGGACCUAAGAUGACCAACAACAUCAUCAACUGGCCCAAGUCCGACUCUGAGAAGACCAAGAACAUUCCAACUGGGUCGUCUGUUAAACACGCCGAUGGCUCAGUGCAAGCUGGCGAGGGCUCAGAGGAGCUGCCGUUUACCAGUAAGUGUGGCGUCAGCGAUGGCACUCAGUACAUCUCCAACCACGCAUUCAACCUCAGUCUGGACCAGCUGAAGCAGUACACCUUUGAUUUCGGCGUCAUCGCGUUGGAAGUGUCCGAGACCGAGGCCAAAGUGCAGCUCAAUCCUCUGCACCUCCCCAACAGUAAGAACGACCUUCAUCUCAGCCACAAUGAGAACCUAGAGACCGUCGACAAAGAACCGUUCAGCCUCUAUCAAGCCUCAACCAAAACAACCCCUCUGGACGUGCUCUAUCUGUGUUUUAACACUGGUAACGGCCACUCUGUGGUGCAGUGGUCCCGGAUAGAAGAGGGGAUCAAUGCCUAUAAGUUCCAGGGCCUACAACCAGGCACCAACUACACCCUGUGUCUGACCUACGGAGGGCAGGACUGUCAGGUCCAGGUAAUCUUCACAACUAGGAAGAAGAUUCCUUCUCUGUUGAUCAUAGUGAUGGUUAGUACCUUCCUGUUGGUGCUGGCUACAGUCCCUCUGCUGGGAGCCACCUGCUGUCAUCUCUUAAACAAGUACCAGGGAAAGACUUACAAACGGAUCAUUAAGGCGGCGCAGAAGAACACAGAUCAAAUGGAUAAACAUAUGUUUGGAGGUGAUUUCGACCCCCGGGCGUCCUUUGUGGAGUCGGAGAAGAAUUCUAACCCAAGUGAGAUAGAAGAAGGAGAAGGGGAGGACGGACAGGACAGGGAGGAGUUGCAGGGGAGUGUGGUUACAGAGUCUAUCCCGGGUUCUACAUUCAAAUUUGAGGUGGGUUCGGAGUACAGCGAUAGAUUACCGUUGGGCGCUGAGGCGGUGAAUAUCUCUGAGGAUGGAAACGGUAACUACAAAGAGUCGAAUCGCUGAGCAGAGCCGUGUGAUGCUAAUCAGAGGAGAUAGGAGCUUGUGAAAUAGUUACUUUCGACUACAUUUUAAACCAGCUAACUCACAGAUCAUUAUUUCACUACAAGAAGAUAGCCCUGAUGAAGGCGGAUAGCUCAUUUCACCUCAGAAAGUAAGUAACCCGUUAUACCCCAAAUAAGAGAUUGUCAAAAUGAACAGUUGUGAAUACUUACUGUGCAUUCGGAAAGUAUUCACACUCCUUGACCUUUUCCACAUUUUGUUACUUUACAGCCUUAUUCUAAAAUGGAUUAAAAAGAUAUAUAUCUUCUCAUCAAUCUACACACAAUACCCCAUAAUGACAAAGCAAAAACAGAUUUUGAUUGAUUUUCGCAAAUGUAUUAAAAGUAAAGGAAAAUCAAAAAUACAUUUACAUAAGUAUUCAGACACUUUACACAGUACUUUUGUGAAGCACCUUUGGCAGCAAUUACAGCCUCAAGUCUUCUUAGGUAUGACGAUACAAGCUUGGCACUCUUGUAUUUGGGGAUAUUUUCCCAUUCUUCUCUGCAGAUCCUCUCAAGCUCUGUCAGGUUGGAUGAGUUGUGUCUCUGCACAGUUAUUUUCAGGUAGAAGCUGUUGAGGAGCCUUUUGGUCCUAGACUUGGUGCUCCGGUACCACUUGCCGUGCGGUAGCAGAGUAAACAGUCUAUAACUUGCGUGACUGGAGUCUCUGACAAUUUUAUGGGCUAUUAUAUAGGUCCUGGAUGGCAGGAAGCUUGGCCCCAGUGAUGUACUGGGCCAUUCUCACUACCCUCUGUAGCCCCUUACGGUCAGAUGCCGAGCAGUUGCCAUACCAGGCGGUGAUGCAACCGGUCAGGAUGCUCUCAAUGGUGCAGCUGUAGAACCUUUUGAGGAUCUGGGGACCCAUGCCAAAUCUUUUCAUUCUCCUGAGGGGGAAAAUGUUUUGUCGUGCCCUCUUCACGACUGUCUUGGUAUGUUUGGACCAUGAUAGUUUGUUGGUGAUGUGGACACCAAGGAACUGGAAACUCUCGACCCACUCCACUACAGCCCAGUCGAUGUUAAUGGGGGCCUGUCUGGCCCGCCUUUUCCUGUAGUCCACGAUCAGUUCCUUUGUCUUGCUCACAUUGAGGGAGAGGUUGUUCUCCUGGCACCACAAGGCCAGUUCUCUGACCUCCUCUCUAUAGGUCGUCUCAUCGUUGUCGGUGAUCAGGCCUACCACUGUUGUGUCGUCAGAAAACAUAAUGAUGGUGUUGGAGUCGUGUUUGGCCACUCAGUCGUGAGUGAACAGGGAAUACAGGAGGGGACUGAGUACACACCCCUGAGGGGCCCCAGUGUUAAGGAUCAGCGUGGCAGACGUAUUGUUGCCUACUCUUACCACCUGGGGGCGGCCCGUCAGGAAGUCCAGGAUCCAUUUGCAGAGGGAGGUGUUUAGUCCCAGAGUCCUUAGCUUAGUGAUGCGCUUUGUGGGCACUAUGGUGUUGAACGCUGAGCUGUAGUCAAUGAAUAGCAUUCUCACAUAGGUGUUCCUUUUUGUCCAGGUGGAAAAGGGCAGUGGGGUGUGUGAUUGAGACUGCGUCAUCUGUGGAUCUGUUGAGGCGGUAGAAAACUGGAGUGGGUCUAGGGAGUCCGAGAGGAUGCUGUUGAUGUGAGCCAUGACCAGCCUUUCAGGGCACUUCAUGGCUACGAUAGUGAGUGCCACGGGCGGUAAUCAUUUAGGCAGGUUACCUUCAAUUCCUUGGGAGCAGGGACUAUGGUGGUCUGCUUGAAACAUGUAGGUAUUACAGACUCGGUCAGGUAGAGGUUGAAAAUGUCAGUGAAGACACUUGACCGUUGGUCCGUGCAUGCUUUGAGUACACGUCCUGGUAAUCCGUCUGGCCCAGCGGCUUUGUGAAUGUUGACCUGUUUAAAGGUUUUGUUCACAUCGGCUACCGAGAGCGUUAACACACAGUCAUCCAGAACAGCUGGUGCUCUCCUGCAUGCUUCAGUGUUGCUUGCCUCGAAGCGAGCAUAAAAAUAAUUUUGCUCAUCUGGUAGGCUCGCGUCACUGGGAAGCUCGCGUCUGGGUUUCCCUUUGUAGUCCGUAAUAGUUUUCAAGCCCUGCCACGUCCGACGAGCGUCAGGGCUGGUGUAGUAGGAUUCAAUCUUAAUCCUGUAUUGGCGCUUUGCUUGGUUUGAUGGUUUGUCUGAGGGCAUAGCGGGAUUUCUUAUAAUCAAAUCAAAUUUAUUUAUAUAGCCCUUCUUACAUCAGCUGAUAUCUCAAAGUGCUGUAUAGAAACCCAGCCUAAAACCCCAAACAGCAAGUAAUGCAGGUGUAGAAGCGUCCGGGAUUAGUCUCCCGCUCCUUGAAAGUGGCCGCUCUAGCCUUUAGCUCGAUGCCGAUGUUGCCUGUAAUCCAUGGCUUCUGUUUGGGAUAUGUACGUACGGUCACUUUGGGGACGACGUCAUCGAUGCACUUAUUGAUGAAACCGAUGAUUGAGGUGGUGUACUCCUCAAUGCCAUUGGAUGAAUCCCAGAACAUAUUCCAGUCUGUGCUAGCAAAACAGUCUUGUAGUGUAGCAUCCGCGUCAUCUGACCACUUCUGUGUUGAGCGAGUCACUGGUACUUCCUGCUUUAGCUAACAGUACACUUUAACUUGAAAUGAAAAUUACUUUCUGACAAAAUUAGAAACGUGUAAUAUCUGAAAAUGUAGCUAGCUAGACUAUUGUGCCCGUAUACAUGGAUGGACUCAGAUGCCACGGUUGUUAUUAAGGCACAUGAAAGUACACAAUUUUCCAGAAGGCAUUUCUGCCCAAAAACACAUUUUGAUUAAAGAAAAGUUUACAUUCAAAUGGCUCUCCUGUGAAGUAAGAAAAAUAAAUAUAUAUAUAUAUGUUUUCGCUUUGUCAUUAUGGGGUAUUAUGUGUAGACGAAUGAGGAAAAAGUUGAGGGGUCUGAAUACUUUCCGAAUGCACUGUAAGUAUUCAGAACUCGAAAUUGAGCUCAGGUGCAUCUUAUUUCAAUUGAUCAUCCUUGAGAUGUUUCUACAACUUGGUUGGAGCCCACUUGUGGUAAAUUAAAUGGAUUGGACAUGAUUUGGAAAGGCACACACCUGUCUAUAUAAGGUCCCACAGUUCACAGUGCAUGUCAGAGCAAAAACCAAGCCAUGAGGUCGAAAGAAUUGUCUGUAGAGAUCAGAGAUAGGAUUGUGUUGAGGCACAAAUCUGGGGAAGGGUACCAAAAAAUGUCUGCAGCAUUGAAGGUCCCCAAGAACACAGUGGCCUCCAUCAUUCUUAAAUGGAAGAAGUUUGGAACCACCAUGACUCUUCCUAGAGCCGGCCGCCCAGGCAAACUGAGCAAUUGGAGGAGAAGGGCCUUGGUGAGGGAGGUGACCAAUAACCUGAUUGUCACUCUGACAGACCACCAGAGUUCCUCUGUGGAAAUGGGAGAACCUUCCAGAAGGACAACCACCUCUGCAGUACUCCACCAAUCAGGCGCUUAUGGUAGAGUGGCCAGACGGAAGCCAUUCCUCAAUAAAAGGCACCUGACAGCCCGCUUGGAGUUUGCCAAAAGGCACCUAAAGACUCUCAGACCAUGAGAAACUAGAUUCUGUGGUCUGAUGAAACCAAGAUUCAACUCUUUGACCUGAAUGCCAAGCAUCACGUCUGGAGGAAAUCUGGCACCAUCCCUACAGUGAAGCAUGGUGGUGGCAGUAGGGACUAGGAGACUAGUCAGGAUUGAGGCAAAGAUGAAUGGAGCAAAGUCAGAGAGACCCUUGCUUAGAACCUGGUCCAGAGCGCUCACGACCUCAGACUGGGAUGAAGAUUCACCUUCCAACAGGACAACGACCCUAAGCACACAGCCAAGACAACGCAGGAGUGGCUUCGGGACAAGUCUCUGAAUGUCCUUGAGUGGCCCAGUCAGAGCCCGGACUUGAACCCGAUCGAAAUCUCUGGAGAGACCUGAAAAUAGCUGUGCAGCGACGCUCCCCAUCCAACCUGACAGAGCUUGAGAGGAUCUGCAGAGAAGAAUGAGAGAAACUCCCCAAAUACAGGUGUGCCAAGUUUGUAGCGUCAUACCCAAGAAGACUCGAGGCUGUAAUCGCUGCCAAAGGUGCUUCAACAAAGUACUGAGUAAAAGGUCUGAAUACUUAUGUAAAUUUGAUAUUUCAGUUUUACAUUUUUAAUAGAUUUUCAAAAAUGUCUAAAAACCUGUUUGUGUGUUGUCAUUAUGGGGUAUUGUGUGUUGAUUGAUUAUGGUUAAAAAACUGUUUACUCAAUUUUAGAAUAAGGUUGUAAUGUAACAAAAUGUGGAAAAAGUCAAGGGGUCUGAAUACUUUCUGAAUGCAUUGUAUAUAAAACUUACGACAUUCCUCUUGCAGUUACAAUAGACUACUGAAAGCACAGCUGUUCUACAGUUCAAACAGACCUCAUAACUUGUAAAAAGCAGAAGACAUUGAAAUGUCCCCUUUAUGCAGCGCGUAUUCUAGCCUUUAAAUGCUUCACCUCAGCAGGAUGCGAUGCUAGCCAGCUUCCCAACUGCUAUUUCCAUUGUGAUGAUCAAAGAGGGAACAUCACGUUGUGGAGUUUUAAGGCAUGUUCCCGGUUCACUGUCGACAGAUGUUGUUUAAUGUAAUGUGAGGGCUUUGACAUGUGACCUUUUUAACCUCUCAUGAAUCUGAACAUGUCCAUGGCAUGUCACACAGAUGACUUAUAUCCUUCGUGUGUUUUUUUUUAGCGUAGGCCUAUUCUAUAGGACUUUAGAUAUUGUUCUUAAUGUCAAAAAUGUGAUGUAAAGACCCAGUGAAAUUGAAAGGAUUUUUCUCUUUUUUGGGGGGGGAAAGCGUAAAUGAUCCGUUUGUACAGUAUCAUCACCUGACGCUUUAAAGGGCAGCUGGUGGCUUUGAGUGUCCUGUAUUUCUAUGCAUCGUUUGUGAGCUACUGUCCCAACGAUGUUGUACAAAUAUCUCCCGACCUUUCAAGAUUUUUUAUAUGAUUUUAUGUACGUGAAAUUAAUAAAUGAUCUAAAAAUA